Molecule: messenger RNA, 3049 nt
Organism: Mycetomoellerius zeteki
Lineage: Eukaryota; Metazoa; Arthropoda; Insecta; Hymenoptera; Formicidae
Gene: AcCoAS
Product: acetyl coenzyme A synthase
Exons: 10
Coding region: 251-2284 (677 amino acids)
Molecular function (GO): acetyl-CoA synthetase activity; AMP binding
Source: RefSeq, a predicted model, not a curated record
CGUUUCAGUCGAGAUUUAUCGGUCAGGCCGGUAAAGUGGUGGAAAGCGGGCUGCGGGCUUAGUGGAGUUUAGUCGCCACUAGCCAACAGUUACUUCGUUGCACCACUGUGUUCCGUACACACUACGAAUAUUACGAAUAUUACGGCCUUUUUAUUUUUACAGACAUCUUCCAAUCUCAAGUAGUUUGAACGAGGAUUUGAACGCGAAGACGAGAGAAAGAAAGAGUGAGAAAAAAAGAGAGAAGUGAAACAUGGCGGAGAAAAUGUACUACCCCAAUUUGGAGCUCGCUAGAGAGGCGCACUGCGCUAGCAUGGAACAAUACAAGCGAAUGCACGAAAAAUCUAUAAAGGAGCCGGCGCAAUUCUGGGGUGAAAUCGCCAAACAAUUUUAUUGGGAAACGCCAGCGAUCGAAGACAAGUUUUUCUCGUACAACUUCGAUCUGAGUAAAGGUGACAUUUUCAUAAAGUGGAUGGAGGGAGCGUCGACAAAUAUAAGCUUCAAUCUACUCGAUAAAAAUGUAAAGAGCGGAAAUGGUGAUAAAAUAGCAUUUUACUGGGAAGGAAACGAUCCGGAAGAUUAUUCGCGACUGACGUAUAGAAAGUUGCUCGAAGAGACGUGUAGGUUUGCGAAUGUUCUAAAAUCGAAAGGUGUCUCUGUGGGGGACAAAGUGGUGAUUUAUAUGCCGAUGAUUUUGGAGCUACCGAUCGCCAUGCUGGCUUGCACGAGGAUAGGAGCGAUUCACAGCGUGGUGUUUGCAGGAUAUUCAUCUGAUUCGUUGGCGGAACGUAUCCUCGAUUCUAAGGCCAAGGUUCUCAUUACUACAGAUGGCGUGUGGAGAGGCGAGAAAUUACUUCUGUUGAAAAAUAUCUGCGACGAAGCUGUGGCAAAGGCCAAGAAGCAUGGUCAUCAACUUGAAAGCUGCAUUGUCGUUGCGCAUCUGAGAAGACUCAACAAUCUUCAGGGUAAGAUGAAGGGAGUGAAUGGCACUAGCAACGGUACAUCCAUGGAUAUCGCCAAUGUUUCUUGGGACGAUGAUCGAGACGUUUGGUGGCAUGAUGAGAUGGAGGAUGCGGAAGCGAGCUGUUAUCCAGUUUGGAUGGCUGCCGAGGAUCCACUUUUUAUCCUUUAUACGAGCGGCUCUACUGGAAAACCAAAGGGCGUUCUCCAUACUACCGCGGGAUAUCUGAUCUAUGCGGCAACAACUUUUAAAUAUGUUUUCGACUAUCAUCCAGGUGAUAUUUAUUGGUGUACCGCCGAUUGUGGCUGGAUCACAGGACAUACUUAUGUGGUUUACGGUCCGUUGGCGAAUGGCGCAACAUCCGUUAUAUUUGAGGGUACACCCUUCUAUCCAGAAAAUGAUCGAUAUUGGUCUAUCAUCGAUAAGUACAAGGUCACGCAAUUUUAUACGGCACCAACGGCCAUUAGAUCACUAAUGAAGUUUGGUGAUGAACUUGUGAAAAAGCACAGUUUAUCCACACUUAAGGUCCUCGGUUCAGUCGGUGAACCGAUCAAUACCGAGGCUUGGCUUUGGUUUUAUAAUCUCGUUGGCCACAGCAAGUGCAGUAUAGCAGAUACGUUUUGGCAAACGGAAACUGGUGGUCAUGUGAUUACACCGUUACCAGGUGCUACACCUAUGAAGCCAGGCUCUGCGACGUUUCCUUUCUUCGGAGUUUUGCCGGAGCUUCUUGACGAGGAUGGUCGUGUGAUUGAAGGCGAAGGAGAGGGAUACCUCGUUUUCCGUCGACCGUGGCCGGGUAUGAUGCGGACCCUUUAUGGAAAUCACCAACGUUUUCAAAAUACAUACUUUGAUCGAUUCAAUGGAUUUUAUUGUACGGGGGAUGGAGCGAGACGCGAUGCAAAUGGGUAUCUGUGGGUGACUGGUCGUAUCGACGAUAUGUUGAACGUUUCCGGUCAUUUAAUGUCAACGGCUGAAGUGGAAAGUGUGUUGGCGGAACAUUCUUCGGUGGCUGAAGCUGCAGUAGUCAGUAAAUCGCAUCCUGUUAAAGGUCAAUGUCUAUAUUGUUUCAUAACUCCGAACACAGGGAUGACAUUCGACGAAAAAUUGCAAGUCGAGCUUAAAAAGAAAGUACGCGAAAGGAUUGGUCCAUUUGCUCAACCGGAUGUCAUCCAACAUGCUCCGGUUCUACCGAAAACAAGAUCCGGCAAGAUUAUGAGACGUAUGUUGAGAAAAAUUGCAGCAGGCGAUAGGAAUAUCGGAGACACGUCAACAUUGGCCGAUGAAACUGUUAUUCAACUUCUAUUUGAAUUAAGGCCGUGUGUUUAAGACACAUAUUUCUUCUAAUAUAGGAAAAUGAAAGUAUCUUGAAAGAAUUUUUCGUGUCGAUCGUUUGCUGAAUAUCGGAAGCAUAUCGCACGAUUUCCGAGAAAUUUUAUGAUAUAAAAAGUAAUAGAUUGCACACUGAAGUUGAUAUAUAUGUAUUUGCACGAUAUCGGAGACGCGCACUUUUCAGUAUCUUAUCGUAUAUUCAGUCAUCAAUUUAACAAUUACGAACGUACAAAAUGUAUGAAACUGUUCUUUUAUCGAUCGAAUUAAUCUGACAUAGUCAUUUUAAUAUUAUCAUUCAAAAUUUUCAAGCCAAAAUGAAAAUUAUUCUUUGGAUAUGUCUCUUUAUUUUCCACAUUUCCCUUUUAAAUAGAUCAAAGAGACGUAUCCAAGGAAUAUUGUUAAUAUAAUUAAUUAAAUUAUUGGUCGCUCUCCUCAAGGAAUUGCUUCGGCUACGAUACAUAUCCUAUGUAAGCAUCGUCAGUAAGUAGCCCAAGUGUCCUUUUUUAUUAAGUCCAAUGUUAAGUUUGAAAUUAAUCGCAAGACAAAAAACGCUCAAUACAGAUAAAUUAUAACAAACAGCACGAUAACAGAACGCUGGUUGCACCAUUACUAACAACUGUUAUUUAAGACAAAUGUAGUAAUUUAAUAGACAAAUGUAGUACAUAGUUGCAUAUUUGCCGAUGCAUCAUUACUAUAUGAUGAUGCGAAAAAGAAAUUUUGCUUUCUGCUAUUUAAUGUGUAUGUGUGCGUGCGUGCGUGCGU